GGCAAAGGAUUUUGAAGUAAAAGCAAAGUUUUUCUCACCAGUACUUUACUCCUGUCUCCUCUUUAUCAUAUAAUGCUAUGCAAGAUAAACUGGUUAUCUGUAAAGGGAAGAACAUCUUUCCCAUAGAAAUUUUGUUCCUCUUUAUUUAGAAUUGAACAUUUCAAAAACCAAAGAAAAAAUGCUGCCAGAUUCCAACACAGAAGACCUUAUACUACAGCAGCAAAACAUCAGGGUAUGUGCUACAGUUCCAACCGGCACCCACAGUCUGAGGCCAAAACAAACAGGAUGUGGGACGUUCAUUGCUCUGUCAUCUGUCAUUGCCGCCAUAAGUGGACUUCUAGUUGGCUAUGAACUGGGAAUUAUCUCAGGAGCUCUCCUUCAGUUACACAGUUUAUUAGGACUCAGUUGCCAACAGCAAGAAAUUGUGGUGAGCGCACUACUGAUUGGAGCAUUUGCGGCCUCACUUGUUGGAGGUUUCCUUGUAGACUAUUAUGGACGAAGGGUUACUAUAAUUAUGACAUCCUGCUUAGUUGUAAUAGCAAAUAUACUGUUAAUUAUAAUUGCAUCUUUUGGAAGUCUCAUCGUUGGACGUAUUGCCAUUGGGGUUUCCAUAUCUUUGUCUGCCAUUGCAACCUGCGUGUAUAUUGCUGAGAUUGCACCUCAGGAUAAAAGGGGCAUGUUGGUUUCUCUAAACGAAUUAAUGAUUGUUGUUGGCAUUCUGCUGGCCUACAUUUCAAAUUAUGUAUUUUCAACUGUUGCCAAUGGUUGGCAAUAUAUGUUUGGUCUCAUAAUUCCCUUAGCUUCCUUGCAGGCUAUUGCUAUGUAUUUCCUUCCACCAAGUCCUCGUUUUUUGAUCAUGAGAGGUUAUGAUGAAGCUGCAGGCAAUGUCCUUCAAAAACUGAGAGGAAAUUCAAACAUUAAUGAAGAACUCACAGCUAUCAGGUCAUCCAUAAAAGCUGAGUACCAAUACACCUUUUUGGACCUGUUUUGUUCCAGAGACAACAUGAGGGUUCGUUUGUUCAUAGGGCUAACAUUAAGCUUUUUUGUACAAAUUACAGGACAACCCAACAUUUUAUUCUAUGCAUCUACUGUUUUGAAGUCAGUUGGGUUUCAGAGUAAUGAAGCUGCUAGCUUAGCUUCCACUGGAAUUGGUGUUAUCAAAGUUGUCAGUACAAUACCAGCAACAUUUUUUGUAGAUAAAGUUGGAAGCAAAACAUUUCUCUGUGUUGGCUCUGCCAUCAUGGCAGUGUCUUUAAUAUCAAUGGGACUAGUUAGUCUUAAAAUUGAUGUAAGCUUCAACAACAUUUGUAAAGUUCACAACCAAUACAACUUAUCAUUGGAGGAUUCUUUGUUUUAUGAGUCUGAAGCAAUAGCUAAAAACAACAAAUCUCUCCAAGAAGAUUUCAAUGUAAUGGCAUCAACAAGGGCCUCUUUAUAUACUGAGUCAAAAAGGAGGACAAUAUCUUCGAACUUGACCAAUCAACUAGUGUUCGUCUCAAAAAAUAUGGAGGUUAAAUCAGAAGAGCAUGAGGUGCCGGUGUUGUUGAAGUGGUUGUGCUUAGCUAGCCUUCUUGCAUAUGUCGCAGCUUUUUCUAUAGGGUUGGGACCAAUGGCUUGGUUGGUGCAGAGUGAAAUUUUCCCUGUAGGAAUCAAAGGUCGGGCUUUUGCCUUAACUAGCAGCAUGAACUGGGGGAUGAACCUUCUCAUAUCCCUAACAUUUCUUACUCUAACUGAAAUCAUUGGCUUGCCUUGGAUGCUUUUUGGCUACUCUGCAAUGAGUUUGACAUCACUGGUAUUCAUUAUAAUGUUUGUUCCGAAUACAAAGGGCCAGCCACUAGAGGAGAUAUCAAUGGAGUUAGCAAAUAGACACUAUGGAUGCCGUGCAGUUUGUUUAAAUAUACGAAGCAGAAAGAAACUAGUACCUAUGCAACUGGUACCAAGUUCAGCAUAGUCUUUCUCUAUGGACCCUGCAGACUUUGAUGUGUAAUUUAUACAUCAGACAAUUGUGUUUUUUUCAAGUGUUUAGCCCUGAGUAUCAGUUUUAAAUGAUCACUAAAAUGAAUUCCACGACUGUUACUUAAAAUAUAUGCUGCUAGUUUUAUAAAUUUGAUUAUAUUUAUACAGUUGUCUACUGAUACAUUUUGCUUUAUUUCAAACAUUUUUGGUUUCAAAUGAGUCUUUUUUUUCUUAUCAAUAAAGUUUUAAAAUGA
Molecule: messenger RNA, 2210 nt
Organism: Bombina bombina (fire-bellied toad)
Lineage: Eukaryota; Metazoa; Chordata; Amphibia; Anura; Bombinatoridae
Gene: SLC2A12
Product: solute carrier family 2 member 12
Exons: 5
Coding region: 179-1951 (590 amino acids)
Biological process (GO): transmembrane transport
Cellular component (GO): membrane
Molecular function (GO): transmembrane transporter activity
Source: RefSeq, a predicted model, not a curated record